AUGGCCGUGCUGCCAUUCCUGGUGCUCGUGAGCGCUGUCGCAUCUGUCACACCUGGCAGCUGUGGCGUUUCCAAGCCCCUCUUCAAGGACAGCAGCAUCAAAGUGGAGCCCAUCGACACCCACAACUGGCUGCAGAUAGGCUUUAGUGCUGUGAUUGGAUGGGUGGGCCAUAUGGGGUUCCCAUUUAUGCCGCCUGGACAGCACGCGACGAAACACCAUGAUGGACUUCGAUGCUUGAUGCCGUACUUGAUGAACUGUACACACUGGCAGGAGCUUUCUGCUGGAAACCCGUGCCCAGAAGAAUGUCCCUUCAUUGCCCAAGUGAAACCGUUCGCCUGCGCGUUUACCUGCGUCAAUGUCACGCAGUGCCACUACACAGAUCCCAACAUGCCCUUUGCAAACCCCAGCAGUCAGCUUUGCGAGGAGAGCAGCAUCGAGGGCUGUGGAGUCCAGGAGCGUCUGAGUGAUCGCAUCCAUCAAAUGGCAUAUUCUCUUCCACGUUGGCUUUGCACUCAAGAUCUUAUUGAUCUCCUUCAGAUCAACCAUCUUUGUGAUGUGCAUCGUUGCACCGCUAUGGCAGGCAUCCAACACUUCGAGAAGUACAUUCGGCAUGAUGUGUAUACGGCUAUCAGUAUUGAAGUUCACAUUCAGCCGCCACAAUGUCAUGGUCAUUCACAAGCUGCCAGUGCUACUGAUCCCUUCAUUCAGCGCCCUGAGGAGCGUGAUGAUGUCAGCAACUUUCUUCAACUUUCGAGGAGUCAAGAGCUGCCUCCUGGAAUGCAGGUUGAAGGUGCACGUGCAUCGUCUAUGCCUGGUACCACACAUUUUGGUAGUGCAGUGAAGGUGCCUCUUGCACAUGGCAGCUCUCAUGAUGAACAGGUGCUCCCCUUGAGGCAUUGGGCUCCCCUGAAGUCCUUUGAACCCAUUGGGCCCUGCUCUUUACAACCAGUCGACAAAGUUGAUGAUGAUUACCAGCAAGCUCAACAAGAAAUGCAACAUAUUGCGCGACAACGAGAUCAUUUUCCUCGUCUUCCUCACGGACAACCGCCAUUGAUUCAGGAAUUGCAUCGGUUUCUACAGCAACAAGCUCUGAUGUGGCAGGAACAUCCCCCGGAGACCUUAGCUAUUGCUGUUUGGUAUGCUGAUCAUGACCGUCGACCUCAUAGUGGACUAAGCCGUGAAGUUCGACUGACAGGAGACGUUGCUCAAUGGUAUCAUGAUAUUAUCAUGGUUUGGGACGAUUGGAUUGAUCCAUUUGCCUCGCUGAUUGAGGUCAUCGUGCAUCCUACGCCCCUCGAUGGACAAGCUGAUGUAUUUGCCCAUUUGAUUUUGGUGCAACAUGCUCAACCUAUUCGCUGCUCCAUCGUGGUCGCCAUUUUCGAUUCUCAUGAUGAUCCAUGGCAUCCGCGAUUGCUUUGUCUCACAGUCCCUUGCUUCUUGUCUCAUGACAUUCUUUGUGGCUAUGUGGAUUUGGAUGGUACCUGUAGAGGCGCUCGUGCGGCUGACUGUCGUACUCUUCUUGGAGACCGUGAUCUCACUCAUGUACUUCAAUUUGAGGCAGCGCAUGGCAUGCAUUUGGCCUUUCAUAUUCAUCAUCCUGCCACUACCCUGUCGGGUGCGAUUGCAAUGGAUUCUCUCUCCCAUGCAGCAGUUGAGGAUACACAUGAUGACUUCAGUCUGCUCCAACAGGUGAAUACUAAAAAGACCAUCAAGCUGGCUGAAUGUAUUCCACCAUCGAGAUUCACGCUGGUUGAUUGUCAGCGUGUUCUUUUUCUUCGAGCACAGUUUGAUUUGGAGCAGCCUUUUCAGUCGGACACUGAUAUGCAUCAGGUUUGGUGGCAUGAGUCUACAUGGUACUCUUUGGCCUCUGUUCCUAUGUGGCAGCACGAGCGUGUCACGGGCUUGUCCUUCUACACAGAUGGAUCUGCUUGGCGAUCUUCAGGUAAGGCUGCAGCCGGUGUAUUUCUUCUUGUUCACACGGAAGACGGCCUCAGAUGUGGCGGGUUUCUUACUACCCAAUGCCUUGGGCAACCUACAGCACCACGGGCUGAGGCCACGGCCUUGAUUUUAGCUGCAUUGUGGAUGCGUCAACUGGUUCGUUGUCAUGCUGCUGAUGUAUCAUGGUUGGAGAUUGCAUUUGAUUGUGAACACACAGCCAACAUCGCCCAAGGACUCCAGAUGGCGCAUUGCAAUUCUGACCUCUCCGUGACCUUGAGAUCACUCAUUCAAUGGAUCGACAUCUUAUUGCCGACGCCAAUCACUUGGACUCACCAUCGCAGUCAUCAAGGUGAUCCAUGGAAUGAAGCGGCGGAUUCCAUUUGCCGCCAUGCGCUUCAGUAUGAUGCGUAUACCAUUGAUCUUGCUGCCUGGUUUGAUACAUGUACCUUUCAAGGACAAGAUCUUUGCUCCAUUCAAUGGUUAUGGCUUCUGGAGAAAUCAUUGCGUCAUCAUGCGGACGCUCCUUCCUUGGUUGGCACGCAAUGGCAAUUUGACGUUGCAGCUCCCUUCUCGACAUCACCAUCUGCUUGUCGUCACCCAGCGGUCCUGCGACGUUGCCACAUUGAUGAUUCAGGUCCUGAUCACUUUGUCCUUCCAUUGAAUGUUGCGACUGCUAAUGUCCUCACGCUCUUUCCUGGUCAAGAUUUUGCUGCGUCCUUUUUCAGUGCAAGAGCUAAAUGUCUGGCUGCACAAUUUCUUCAAAAAGGGCUGCACGUGGUUGGCAUUCAGGAGACCAGAUCGAGGGCUACUGGACAUUCCUUCUUUGAGGAGUUUCAUGUGCUUUCAGGGCCUGCGACGAAGCGAGGGCAUGGCGGAGUUCAGCUUUGGAUACGGAAGAAGAUCUCCAUUGACUCGGAUUGCAUUGAGGUGAGUGCCUCUGACUUACGUAUUCUUCAUGGUACUUCCCAACGAUUGGUGGUUCGGUGGGCUUACCCAGGUUGUCGGCUUCUCUUUGUUGUCGUUCAUGCUCCUACAGAGGAUGAUGAGGACGUCCUGCAGGCCUUCUGGGAUGCCACUACCGAAGCCAUCCCACUGGCAUAUCGACAAUGGCAAACCAUAGUUUUGGCAGAUGCAAACAGCCGUCUUGGCAGCAACACAUCUUCAGCAGUUGGCGAUCAUCAGGCUGAUGAUGAGAAUGCCAAAGGAGCCUGCUUUCAUGGUUGGCUUCUCAACCACAACUUGUUUGUUCCUCAAACCUUUGCCACUUGCCACAAAGGCUCCGGAGGAACAUGGACCCACCCGAAGGGCACCACGGCGCGCAUUGACUUCAUUGCCAUAUCCUCCAGCGUACAGAUCGACCAGGUGACCACUUGGGUCAGUUCGGAUGUGGACCUGGCACUUCAUCGCAAAGAUCAUGAAUGCGUUUGUGCUGCUAUUGGGCUACAAUAUUAUCCUGCUGAUCGACGUCCCCGCGACAAGCGUGUAAGGGUGGAUUUUGACCUUUCCUUUGAUACUGUUUGGUCUAUGGAUGUGCACACCCACGCUGCUCAGCUUCAGCAUUGGAUUCGACAACACAAUCCUACCACACGCCAUUGGCGCAAACGUCAUCUGACUGAGAGCACCCGGCAACUUGUCGAAGCCAAGCGGUAUCAUUGGAAACGAUGCAUGGAGGUUCGUCGUCAUGUCCGUUUUGGCUGGAUGAGACUCAUCUUUGAGGUAUGGAGACGACCGCAGAUUUUGUGCUCUUCCCUCUCUGCAUGGGUCAAACAAUGUGAUCACACUGAGGCAUGGCACAGAUGGGCGUUUAACGACCUCGCCCCUCGUGUAGUGCAAGCCGUCCGAGCUGACGACCAAGACUUUUAUGACAAGUUAGCGGCGGACACAGGGAUUGAAUCCUCGAAGGGUUGUCGUCAGAUGUGGAGGGCUGUCCAACACGCACUUCCUAAGUGGAGGUCCAAGAGGCGCUCCAAUCUUAGGUGCGCAGGCCCCUCCUUGGAGGCACAAUUUCAACAUUACGAUGCAUUGGAAGCUGGCCAUGGUGUCACAUACGAAAGCCUACUGGCCCAGUGCCAUGAGGCGCAACGGGAAGAUGCUGAAGAUAUUCCUUUGACAAUGUCCUUGAACAGCCUGCCAUCCCGGCUGCACAUUGAGUCUUUGGGAUGUCGCAUUUCCACCAACAAAGCCCCCGGCAUUGAUCGUGUCGCACCGCUGGCUCUUCAACAGGUGUGUCAGACCCAUUCAGAUGUUUUACAUCAAUUUUUGAUGAAGGUGUGGAUUCUUGGUGCGGAACCUUUGCAAGGCAAGGGAGGAUUGCUUCACCCCAUUGCGAAAAAGGAGGCCAGUCAGCGCAUUGAUGGGAUGAGAGGAAUCAUGUUGAUUGACGGCAUUGGCAAGUUGAUCCACUCGCACCUUCGUGGACAAUUCUUACCAGCCCUCGAAGUCAUGCGCAUGCCGCUUCAGCUUGGGGGAUUUGCACGUAGCUCCACCCUCUUUGCCACUAUGUAUGUGCGCACCUUUACCCAGAUGGCCGCUAGGAGAUCACUAUCCUCGGCUAUUCUUUUCGUGGAUAUCAAGAGUGCCUUCCACUCCAUGGUCCGCCAGCUGAUUUUUGGUGGAGCUCCUUUGCGCCCGAAGUUGACACAGAUCCUUGAGCAACAUGGCCUGGAUUUGAUUGCACUUCAGUCAAAGUCGACCACCCUCCACCCAUUGACACUUUAUGUGGCCUUCAAUAGCCUCAUGGCGCUUGUCCUUCAGGAACUCCAAAUCCGAUUGGAUCAGCAUGGGCCACUUCAGGAUGCCUUUCAAUUGCUUGGGCUCCGGGCAUCUCCAGUGGCAUGGGUGGAUGAUCUGGCAGUGCCGGUUGUUGCCUCACAUGCGUCAGCGCUUACACCCAUUAUCCAAUGGACAUUGCAAGCGUUGAUUGAUGUGUGCUCGUCGUUUGGACUCCAGCUGAACUUGCAGCCGCGCAAAACUGAAGUCGUGCUCACAUUCCGGGGCGCUGAUGCUCCUGCUCACCGGCAGGAAUGCCUUCGUGAUCAUUUUGCCAGAAUCUCAAUUCCUCACACAGAGCAGAUGGUUCGUUGCGUGCCUCUUUAUGAGCAUCUUGGCACUAUGUUUCAAGGUGAUGGUGGUAUCGAGGCUGAACUUCGACAUCGAACUCAUAAAGCCCGCCUUGCGCACAAUCAGAUCCGGCGUGGGAUUUUGUGCAACCGUCAUAUCACGGUGAACGUUCGUUUGCGCUUGAUGGAGGCACUUAUUAUGCCCAUCCUGUUUCAUGGUGCUGGAAAUUGGCCACUUCUUGGCGCUUUACAGGUUCAACGGCUCCAUGGUGUUUAUCUCAAAUGGAUCCGAUCCGUGCUGGGGAAUGGAUAUUGGGCGCCUGGGCAGCUGACCGAUGUGCAAAUUCUUCUGCAGUGGCGGCUACCUUCAAUUUCACUACGCUUGGCCAAACAUAGGCUCUUGUUUGCCUUCCAUCUCUUUGCUGAUGCACCGCACUUGGUUGUCGAGGUGGCUACAGCGGUUGCGGACACUCCUCGAUCUUGGUUUCAGGCUCUUCGACAAGCAAUGGCGUGGGCUGUUUCAGUUGAUGCAUCCUUUGUCGUUGAUGACCCGUUGACCAUGUCCGUCGAUGCUAUUGUGCAAUGGUUUCAUGAUCAUAAACACGAUGGUCCUCGUUGGGUUCGACGUCUCUUUCGGCGUGCUCUUCUCCAAGGAUCCGUCAUUGGUGAGGCUCUUGCAGGACAUCAUGCAUUACGACAACAGUUUGAAUAUGGUGGUGCUUCCUUUGCCAAUGACAUGGUGCUGCGCCCCUCCGUUGAUAAGUCAUUCGAAUGUCAAUGGUGUGCCAAAACUUUUGCAACACCACGACAAUGGCAAGCCCACUUAUGGAGUGCGCAUGGUGAACCAAGCGAUGAACGCCGUUACAUGACCACCACGACCUGCCCAGCAUGUUGGACGUGUUGUUGGACAAGCAAUCGGCUUCAAAUCCAUCUUCACCAUAGUCGUCGGCAUCCUGGUGGUUGUUACGAACGUCUUACUUGGAUGCACGAACCUCUUGAGCACAUCAUGCCCAUCGACGAAAUGGAUAGAGAUGAGCGCCAUCUACGUUUUCCUGCUGCGGUUAUUCCUCACGUGUUGACGGAGUCGGAAACACAUUGCUGCACUCGUGAGGAUGCAAAUCGCAGAUGGGAACAGGCAUGCAGGGUUGAAAAUUUUUAUCCCCCUGUUAAUGAUGAAAGGGUUGAGGAUUUUAAGAUGGCGUUUGAUGCAGUGCUUCGCGACCCUUCCUUGCACAGCGCUCACGAUCCUGACGGAGUUCUAUGGCGCCUCUCUUGCAUUGCUGGUGAAGGUGAUGAAGAUCCGUUGACUGGGGGUCAUGGUUCGUGGGCUCUUGCGCUUUGGCUCAUGGAUGAUGUGCGAUUUUCUCGUUUCUCACAGAUGGAUGUCCUUUUCUUUGGGCGAUGCCUCCGGGCCAUUCGACAGAUGGUGCAGCACUCACCGAUUGGACGACUGGCAUGCUGGCAACGGCGUAUGAAUGAUGCUCUUUUGCCAGUACGAGAAGAGGACCCCGUGGUGGAGGCUGAGCCGAGCAGCAUCGUGAUGGAGCUUAUUCUUGAUCCGGUCCGUGCUCAACAUGCCUUGCUACAGCCUUUGCUCCAACCUAUGGUGCAGGUCCCAUCCUGUCGUGGCAUCCCCAUUGAUGCCGCUGGUGAGACACCCGUUCUUUGGGUACUACAUCUUUUUAGUGGUCGACGGCGCAUUGGAGACUGCCACUGGUGGUUGGAACACAUUGGUCGGCAUUUGUGGCCUGGGGUCAUCAUUCGGAUGGUGUCUCUCGACACCGCAGUGCACCCCGAGCUGGGCAACCUUGCCACUGGGCCAAACUUGGCCAGAGCCCGACGCCUUGCUGAGCGAGGCCUCAUUGCAGGGGUCUUGACUGGACCCCCUUGCGAAACCUGGUCUGCGGCCAGGCAUAUCGAACUUGAUGAUGGCAAGGGUCCCAGACCUGUUAGAUCUGCCACUUUUCCAUGGAGUUUGACCUCGCGCACAGGGAAGGAGAUGGUUCAGACUUCUAUGGGUACGCAGUUGCUCACCAACUCUUGGACCAUUGAGGCUGCAGCAGUGACUCUUGGUGCGGGAGCCAUCAUGGAGCAUCCAUGGGAAGCUGACCAGGAUGAUCGAGCAUCGGUCUGGCGCACUGAUGCUCAUCAGCAAUGGCUGAUGAAGCUCCCUGGAGCCUACCGCCACUACAUCCAACAGUACCUCUUUGGCUCCAAGGGCGUGAAGCCUACCUGUCUGCGUGCACUCAAUUUGGGCGAUCCUGGCAUCAUGGACAAGGUCAUCAAGGAGGGCAUGGAGUUGUGGCGCCCACGUCCGACCUUGCAGCUUGCUGGACGAAGUGAGAGUGGAACCUUUCGCACGGCUGCUGCGAAGGAAUAUCCUUCUGCUUUGUGCCGUACAUUAGUGGUAGCACUGAUUCAGGGCCUGAAAAGCAGAGCCAGCACAGAGGGGUUUAACCCCGCAGCCACCUGUCGGAAGGCCGACUUGGUUUGGCUCCGGGACGCCUGGAGGGCUUCCGAUGUUUACACCCGUCAGUCUUUCCUUCCAGACUUUCAGGGAUAUUGGGUUUGGGUGAUCCUGGUGAUGAUGCUGAGCUGCUGUUGCUGGCAAUUCCGUUCGGCCUUGUCCAAGCAUUGGCAUUUGCUGACCUUCGCACGGAUGCACUACCACCUUUGUAAGGUUCGGAAGAAUCCCAAAGUUCACGCUGGAGCUCCCCUAUUCAGUAUUUGCGAGAACUUGCACACCAAGUUUGUGAUCGGCAUUGGCUUGCCGCUGUACUACAACUCCUUGGUAUUUCUUCUGAUUCUUACGGUCUUGCUGUUUUUCUCCACGCACCUCGCCCUGGACUCGGAUUCCCAAUCUUUGUUCAACUACUCGGGCGUCUCUUCCAACAUGGUGCAGGUUCUGAAUGUGCCCAUUUAUCCCAGUGCCGAAGGUGUAUCAGAUGCAUCGAUUUGCAGCUGGGCCAUGGAGGACAAGGACCAGACGCGGUUCAACGUGGACACCACCUCCAAGAGCUUCAUGCAUCGCUUGUCCAGGACAGCUCUUUUCUUGUGGUUGGCAUCGCUGGCUAUCAUGUUGGUGCACGCCUGGUUUCAGCUUAAACAUGCCAGGUGGUUUGAGUCACAACAUUUAACAAUGAAGGACUUUGCGCUGGUCUUGUCUGGUCUACCUCCACAUGUUACAGAUGAGAAGAUGUUGGCAGAGUGCAUCUCCCGCCAGAUCGGUGAGGACAUUCGUGCAGUGUCGAUCGGCUACGACGUCACUUCUUGCUGGAACGAGGUGGAGACACUUUUGGAUCGACAUUUGGCUUAUUGCGACGCUCAGUUCUGCGGCCACCCUGAUGUUGGGUUGCGUCCCUGGCCGCAGGGUGGGAGCCGGGACUCGGAGAUGCUGGGUCCGCUGGCGCUGCAGCGCAACAUGGAGCAGGACCGGAAGUGGGUCCAAGACUGGUUCAGGCCUGGAUCAUCCAGAGAGAUUCAGGGCUCAGGCUUUGCCUGGGCAGUCUUCAGCAGUCACCGGGACCGCGACGAAGCACUUCACAAAAUGCUGGCACUGGAAAAGGAUCGACGAGGCAUCCACUGGUGCGACGCUGACGGCACAUGCCACCCGUUGGAUUUCGGAAUUCCGCGUUGUGAGCCCACGAAUGUCCGCUGGGAUCAUCUGGGCCUGGGGUUAUGCUCCCGCCGGUGUCGCUUCCUGGGA
Molecule: messenger RNA, 8703 nt
Organism: Cladocopium goreaui
Lineage: Eukaryota; Dinophyceae; Suessiales; Symbiodiniaceae
Source: the annotation of a GenBank genome assembly